AUGACAUCGGCUGCUAGCCCUUUGAGAAUGCUUGGAGCAGCCUGUCUUACAAACUUGACACAAUCCGUCAGUAUGCUGUCUCAUUUCCUCGCAACGCUCAAUCUUAGCCAUCUGCGGGCCGUGUCCCGAGAUGUUCUUCCUAUCACCCUGAAUAGCGGACAAGGGCAUAUAUACGUGGAUGCGAUGGUAGCGGUGUCAUGUCCUCUCAAUAUCGGGAUGACAGGCGGCUGCAGGAAGACACAUGCACAUCGGGCAGGUACACAUCACCACAACAUUACAAGAAUCUGUAUGCCGGGGGGCACGCCGGCCAAUUUCCAAAGCCCAAAGCUGGUAAAGCGGGAUUUCGAUAGACUGUAUCGCUUCAUUGACAAAGUGAUACGCAGUUCGCCACCCAUCUACCAUCCCCGAAUAGCAUAG
Bipolaris maydis ATCC 48331 is the source of this 417-nucleotide messenger RNA. The record is from RefSeq and is a predicted model, not a curated record. NCBI's taxonomy places the organism in Eukaryota, Fungi, Ascomycota, Dothideomycetes, Pleosporales, Pleosporaceae.